Molecule: messenger RNA, 762 nt
Organism: Closterium sp. Naga37s-1
Lineage: Eukaryota; Viridiplantae; Streptophyta; Zygnematophyceae; Desmidiales; Closteriaceae
Source: the annotation of a GenBank genome assembly
AUGGUGGCUGCUGAGAUGGUGGCUGCUGAGAUGGUGGCUGCUGAGAUGGUGGCUGCUGAGAUGGUGGCUGCUGAGAUGGUGGCUGCUGAGAUGGUGGCUGCUGAGAUGGUGGCUGCUGAGAUGGUGGCUGCUGAGAUGGUGGCUGCUGAGAUGGUGGCUGCUGAGAUGGUGGCUGCUGAGAUGGUGGCUGCUGAGAUGGUGGCUGCUGAGAUGGUGGCUGCUGAGAUGGUGGCUGCUGAGAUGAUGGUGGCUGCUGAGAUGGUGGCUGCUGAGAUGGUGGCUGCUGAGAUGGUGGCUGCUGAGAUGGUGGCUGCUGAGAUGGUGGCUGCUGAGAUGGUGGCUGCUGAGAUGGUGGCUGCUGAGAUGGUGGCUGCUGAGAUGGUGGCUGCUGAGAUGGUGGCUGCUGAGAUGGUGGCUGCUGAGAUGGUGGCUGCUGAGAUGGUGGCUGCUGAGAUAGAGGCUGCUGAGAUGGUGGCUGCCGAGAUGGUGUCUGCUGCUCUCCCCUGCGACCACUCCUCCUUUGCCGCCGCACUUCCAUCCUUGCCAUUCUGGCUCUUUGUGCCGCACCCGUCCGGCUCCGUAACCCAUCCCCGGCCUCUGACUCCCUUGCACCAUGGUCAGCUCCGCGUCCGCCACGGGUCUGCUACGCACGGGCCUCUUCGACCCCAAAGAGGUAGUUCGCCAUUGCAGCGCACUGGGCCCGGCAUCUCCUCACGAGUUUGCCAAACUUCUGCUUGGUGCGGCAGUUUGCGAGCUUCUUGA